Polyodon spathula (Mississippi paddlefish) is the source of this 4568-nucleotide messenger RNA. Its product is annotated as polypeptide N-acetylgalactosaminyltransferase 17-like. The transcript is spliced from 9 exons. Gene Ontology annotation, cellular component: Golgi apparatus. Bases 829 to 2364 code for a protein of 511 amino acids. Lineage: Eukaryota; Metazoa; Chordata; Actinopteri; Acipenseriformes; Polyodontidae. The record is from RefSeq and is a predicted model, not a curated record.
AAGAGAAGAAAAAAAAAAAAAAAAAAAAAAAACCUCAUGAAAAAGCAGAAAAGAUGUCCCUGUAGAAUGGGAACAGAUAUUUACAAAGUGCAGGAGACUGACUCAUCCGAUUACUCUACGUGAUUUGAUUUCUGUUACCUAUUUUACACAGCGGAGAGAUGAUGUUGCGUUUUUAUUCUAACACAUCCCUGAAAGACAUUACCAAGGAUCCUCAAGUGCAAUGAUGUGCACACAACGAACCCACAGAUGCCGAUUAUUUGGGAAUUAAAAUGGGAUACCAGCGCAACUAAUUGUGCCGCAUUGACAAUUUCAAUUGCGUUUUACACUAAAUGACAACACUAUUAUUAGACAGAGGUUACCGCUAUCACAAGACCUACGUGGUGACCACAUCCUUGCCGUGUUUUCUAACAUCUCUGUAAAUUUGAAUUAUCAAUUGAUAGCUCUUUUAAAUUAAAGUAGCCACAGUGAAACCAUCGUGCAUUCAAAGAUCAUACUAAGCAUUUUAAAUGAAACUUAAAUUCUACUUUAUGAUUGUAUUUUGUUCAGAGGCACCUCAGGGCUAUAUUUUAUGUUUAGUUCUUUUAAAAUACAUGUUUGGUUUUUUUAAAAUGUACUUCGAUAACUGUUCAUUCUAACAUCGGGUUUCAUUGUGCCGUUUCUUUUGGACUGAUGUGUUUUUUAAAACUUGAAUGCCCUUAAUAUAUGCGCAGCACUAUAUUGGAUGUACAGUAUUAUUAUCUACCAUACCCUUAAUCUGUCACACCCACCCAGCCACCCCACACACACACACACACACGUUUGGUAAAAGCUCCAAACGACAACUUUUUGAUGGCUGUCUUGUUGAGAAGAUGGAGAGGUUUGCUGGUGCUAAACCUAAUGUUAGUGACUGGUUUUAUGAUUUUUUGGACCAAAUGCAAGUCAAAAAGCAUCAUAAACACAGAGCAAGUGGUAUCGGUGCAAACCAGAAAGGAUUCCAACCUCACAAGCCAGGAUUCUAGAGCCAGUCAGGAAACAGUACUGAAGAGGCUCUCCUUUCUGGAAGAGGUGGUCUACAGGCAACUCAAUGGUCUUUCCAAGUCUCUGGGGCUGAUUGAAGGUUAUGGCGGGCGCGGUAAAGGAGGAUUGUCUGCAACCCUGAGUCCCAAUGAGCAGGUUAAAGCCAAAGACCUUGGAGAGAAGUAUGGGUACAACGCUUAUCUCAGCCAGAAGAUUUCAUUGGAUAGAUCCAUUCCAGACUUCCGUCCAAGCAAGUGCAAAGAGCUGACCUACCGUAAGGACCUCCCUCAGAUCUCCCUGAUCUUCAUCUUUGUGAACGAAGCCCUGUCUGUGAUUCUGCGCUCGGUGCACUCCGCAGUCAACCACACGCCAGCGCACCUCCUGAAGGAGAUCAUUCUUGUGGAUGACAACAGUGACGAUGACCAGCUGAAGGGACCCCUAGAGGAAUACGUCAACAAGCGCUACCCCGGCCUGGUGAAAAUUGUCCGCAAUAAGAAAAGGGAAGGGCUGAUCCGGGCCCGGAUUGAAGGGUGGAAGGCUGCCACUGGGGAGGUCACAGGGUUUUUUGACGCCCAUGUAGAGUUUACACCUUCAUGGGCUGAACCAGUUCUGUCGAGAAUUAAAGAGAAUCGAAAACGCAUCAUUCUUCCCUCCAUCGAUAACAUCAAACAGGACACGUUUGAGCUGGUGCGGUAUGAAAACUCUGGCCACGGCUACAACUGGGAACUGUGGUGCAUGUACAUCAGCCCCCCCAAGGAGUGGUGGGACGCGGGGGAUGCUUCUGCACCAAUCAGGUUGGUUCAACAAUGCUUCAUCCAGAAUAUAUCAGAUAUUAUCGACAUUGGAGAUAUCUCACAGAGAGUAGCUCUAAGAAAAAGCAUGAACUGUAAAAGUUUCCAGUGGUACCUGGACAACGUGUACCCAGAGAUGAGAACCUACAACAACACCCUCUUCUAUGGGGAACUGCGCAAUAAUAAAGCCAGCAACCUGUGCAUUGAUCAGGGAGAGAAAGAGAACCACACAGCUAUUCUCUACCCUUGUCACGGAUGGGCUCCGCAGCUUGCAAGAUACACAAAAGAAGGAUUCCUGUACCUGGGCUCAUUGGGAAGUACAAAACUGUCUGAAGAUACACGAUGCCUUGUCGAUGAUAAGCACAGCAGGUUCCCGCAGCUUCUAAAUUGUGAGAAGAUCACCAAUGUCCGCCAGAAGAGCUGGCAUUUUUCCCAGAGUGAUUCGAUUGUUAAUGUGGACACUGGGCGAUGUUUGGAGGUAAUUCCUAAGAAAGACGGAUUUGGUUUUGAGCUUCUACUGCAGAGCUGCACAGGUCAAAAGUGGAACAUUAAACACAGCAUCAAACAAGGGCAAUAGUUUCUCGACAACAUCCGUAUCCCAUAUUAGCUUGAUUUUAUUUUUGUAAUAUGCAGGGCUGUGGUCAGUUCCUGUCUUUCAAUCCAAUUCCAUUUCCAAUUUCUAUUUAAAAUCAAUUCUCAAUUCCAGUUCCCAUUUAAUCAAUACCAACACAUUGAUCAAAAUUGCAAUCAGCAGUAUUCUGUUAAAACUAGCUACUCACAGUGGCAACAAACAACUUACAUUAAAGUCACUGUUAGUCACUUAAAUUGGCUUCACUUGAAAGCAGUUGAACAAAGACAACAAUUACUAUGUCUCUAAAAUAUCAAUUCCCCAUUCCUUCAAAGGAAUGGGGAAUUGAUUUUAAAAAGGAAUUGGAAUUGAAAAACAGGAAUUGACCCCGACCAUGGAAAUAUGUCAGAGCAUGGGGACGUCCGACUGUUUUUAUUUUUUCUGUUUGUUUUGUUUUGUUUUUUCUAAUUGGCAGACUUUAUAGGAGUAAUUGGGAGUAUUUAAGUAUGAAUGCAGAAUCAGGAAGUGGGCAUUUUAUAUGUAGGGAUACUGUAUUCACUGUGUUUAUGAACUGGGAUGUAUAGGCAAUUGCACUUUGAUUAAUACGUAUGCAUAUAUGGAAUAUGAAGCUGUAAAUGUUUAUCAAGUAGGAUAAAAAAAAAAAAAGACUUGAAAAAUGACAAUGAAAUGCCCCCUUUAUUCUUGAAGCUAACAGUUCCACCCUCGGAUUAUAUGAUAAUUAUGUUUUUUUUUUUUUUUUUUUUGUUAGUUGUAAACCUGAAAACAGUAAUGUGCUGUUUGAUCUCCUGGUUGCACAGUUAUGCUACAGAUCCGACAGUGUGAGAGAAAAAAAAAAAGACUGUAGUCAGAAAUACAUCACAUAUACUAACAAACUGUUGGGUUUUAUUUUGCAUACGGGACAUGGAAAAUAAAGUUCAUUUUCUGUGUCCUACAUUCCCCUAAGUUGUGGCACUCUAAAGGCCUGUUCACAUGGGCAACAAGAGGAACACAUCUGCUGCCUGCGUGUUGCCUUGCAGUUUGCUGUGGUCACACGGGAGACAAAUCUGCAGUUGACAAGUUGGCAACACACAGACUACAACGUAAUACAACCCAAUCAUAAUGCACGCUAUGAAAAAGACUAUGAAAAAUGUACUUACUUUAACAAACCUGUAGUUUCUUCUUAAUUAAAUAAAAGUUGUACAUUAGUAGAAUUAUUUAGUCUACAUAUUUAAUAUGCCAAACAUAAUAAAUAUAUCAGUAUUCAUUAUCCUAAACAUGUUUUCAAUGCUGUACUUUUAAUUCUAGGCCUGAGAGCAAGACCUGAGAUUUUUUAAAAAACUUCACUUUGCUUACUGUUAAAAUGAAAGAUGUUAUGAUUUCAGCUUAAUGUAGGAAUGACAGGCAUACUGCACACACGCCAAAUUAAUUUAAAAUAAAAACAUAUUUUUAAAAAUACAAUAUACAUGUAUUUUAUUAUUGUAGCAUUGUAUCCAUAACUUAAAUAUGUUAUUGUAAUCGUGGACAUUAACAUUCACUUAUCCACAUACACACUGUAUUGCAUAUCUAUAAUGCAGCAAUCAGAAUGUAUCAUAUACACUGUCUGUCUGACGUUAUGGUCUAGCCUUAUCGUCAUGUGACACUACUUUGAAACUUGAUUGGCUGGUAUUGAAAACGAUGCCUGUGUGUUGCCUGAAAAAUAGAACAUCGUCCUAAGUGGGAGACAUGUCGCCGGGGUGGUCACACAAGCCAGCAGCAUCUGUCGCACCCUUGUUGCCUUAACAGUGUAGCCAGGCCUUAACAUUCUGUUUUUGAACACUUGAAUCAAUUAAUUUUGAUGCUGUCUGACUGUCCAACAAUGAAGAAUGAAGGAUUUAAAUACAGAUCUGCAAUAACUGCACAAGACUCCUGCCCUGUUAAGCACAGUGCUAUUUUAACCAGCACUGGUCGCCAUUGAUUUGUGAGUUGAAGGAAGCAUGAAAUGUUACCGGUCCCUAAUAUCAAAGGCAAAGGCUGUUAUAUUCUGGAGUCGUUUCUGAUUUGAUUGCCAAUCUAAACUACAAAGUGAUGUUUAAAUAAGGAAACAGAAUGUGUCCUCUGGUCAGGGUUUGAAUUCUAAUGCAUUCAUGUUGGAAACGCAUACUGUAAAAAAAAUGUUUAAUAGGUUUCAGGUCUGUUAGUCUGUCUUAUAAUAAAUAAAUGGUGUUGGAAACAGG